AUGUACACUGGCAGGCCUAGUCUAUGCAGAUCGGCCGGUGACGAGGCCGAGACGCGAGAAGGACGCACCGGCCGCACGGGCGACCUGCUCACGACCGGAUGGCCCUUCGCGAGGUCGCCGGGCAGCUUUGGGCAGCGUCGGCGAGCGAGCAGCCCAUCUCGUGGCGUCGCGACGAGGGGUAGAGCGGGCAACGACGCGAUCAUGCAGCACUUGAUGCAGCGUGAGUAUGGUCGGCUGUGCGGGGUGCGCAAUUUGCGCCGCGCGUCGUGGGCGCGGCGGCACGACCAGCUCUUCAUCUUCAGCGGGCACACGCACACCGUUGCGACCAAGGCGAACGAGCCUGUGUGGGCGCGCUCCGUCUCGUGGCGCGGUCACGGCCCCAGCGUCAGCGCCCCUGCGUUGCCCAUCUCGCCCAACUCAACACGCUCCCCACCGGGAAUAUUGAGCUUGGGCUCCGGCUCGGGCUUGGAGCGCAACUCCAAGUCGCCCUCGACGGUGAUGGGGGACACCUUCCCGCGCCUGGAGUCGUACAGCUGCCUGCGCAGUGCACCCGAUGCCGUGAGACCAUGUAAGCACAUAUUCCGUGUCGAGCUGGAUGCGCAGACCCACAGCGCGCAUCCAGGUUAUUUGAGUCGGAGCCACUGCGAGAGUCAGCCUGAGCCCGCACGCGCGCCUGCACCCGUAGCGCAGGCCGCUGGUCGAACGCCGGUGUCCUCUUGA
This is a messenger RNA of Postia placenta MAD-698-R-SB12, 720 nucleotides long. RefSeq lists its product as hypothetical. Bases 1 to 720 code for a protein of 239 amino acids. The transcript is spliced from 2 exons. Lineage: Eukaryota; Fungi; Basidiomycota; Agaricomycetes; Polyporales; Adustoporiaceae. The record is from RefSeq and is a predicted model, not a curated record.